Molecule: messenger RNA, 630 nt
Organism: Hibiscus syriacus
Lineage: Eukaryota; Viridiplantae; Streptophyta; Magnoliopsida; Malvales; Malvaceae
Exons: 1
Coding region: 1-630 (209 amino acids)
Source: RefSeq, a predicted model, not a curated record
AUGGGUGACCUUAAUGAGACCGCCUCUCUUGAUGAAAGAGAAGGAAGCAACUCGGACUGUAUUGAUCAGACUAUUCAAUUUAGGGAGAGAUGGGAUAGAUGUAAUCUGCUCGACGCGGGCUGGUUUGAAAUCAAAUUCACCUGGACGAGAUGUGCCCAUGGCCAAGUGGUCUUACAGGAACGGCUUGAUGGAGUCCUUCACAAUACUGAUUUUAUGGAACUGUUCCCUAAUCUCCAAACGACCAAUCUCCCCAGAUUCCAUUCGAAUCAUAACCUCAUCAUGGUAAACACCAAUGUUAACCUUCCUAUGGAGAAAGACAAAAGACCGUUCAGAUUUGAAGUUAUGUGGCUCACCCACCCGGGCUUUAACACUGUCUUUCAUAAUGCUUGGGAGAAGAAAAAAACUAUUAUGGACGGUGUUACAGAAACUGAAAAAGAUGUGAAAAUCUGGAAGGAAACAGCUUUCGAUGACAUCUUCAAAAAUAAAAGAACUCUACAAAAUCGUAUAAAAGGCAUUCAAAAAUCUCCAAAAUAUAUUCACUCGAGGCGCCUUCAAGAGAUGGAGGAUUGUUUGAACGAAGAGCUUCAACAGUGCUUAAUUAGGACGAAAUCCUUGGUUAAAAAAGUCUAG